AGAUGGGAUUGAUCUUGAAGGUCCAAGCAUUCUAGGUACCACAUUUUAUAAUAAGGAGUGAAAUUUGCCUGUGCGUGACUUCUUUUUGCAGACUAUUUACCAUAUGGGCUUGACGGAGGCAUUGGUCAAGCAGCAAGAGGGUCCAAAACAACUGAAGACCAGUCCGUGCUUCGUGGACACAAACACUUUGGACAAGAGAUGGCAGAACUAACCUUUUUAAACUAAAUGCCAAGUCUUUUAAGUAUUUCUCAAUCGGUCUUUGCUACUUUAUGAACAGCAUCCCUCAAUGUCCAUUAGGGCAGUGGAACGUCAGGCGGCAGUAUAUAGUUAAAUUAUGAUUAAUCCACGAACGGAGCAACUUUAGAAAUGCAUUUACGUUAAACUGAAACCAUCCCGAAUGAAUAGAUACAGUAACUCUUUAACGUGACCAAAAUAAUUGGUUUUGAUAUUUGUAAAUUAUGGAGUAAAUGUGACAAAUUUGUAAAAUAAGACGCGAACUCGAUUCAAGAAAAGUAUAAUGAGUCAUCACAGCCACUGGAGAUAAGUUGCCGCGAGUCCUUGUCAACUUGCCAAUUUUGCUUUCGUCGCUGCAGUGGUGAUUUGCUUUCCUCGUUAGCCUCCCGCGGCCCAGCCAUAAUACCAGUUCUGGAUUUCCCAACAGCACCGAUGCUGAUUUUGGAGUUGGAGACAAAUGGAGUGCGGUUUUGCUGUUGCUUGUGAUACAUUUCCAAAACGACGGACACAGCCCCGUUUGUUACCCCUUACAAUGCGAAAGCGGAACGCGGCGGGGCUGUGGUGAAGCCUCCGGUCGGAAAGUCCCUGCAGCUGGGACGGAAACUAGUUUUAAUUUUGUGCAGCGACUUGCGGCCCGAAAGCUCCUAUAACUGACCAUUUGAAAGCAGCGAUUUUGACCUUGAAAGCGGCCGCAUACCGAAAGAUUUUGCUUUCGUACAAACAUGAGAGGCGUCCAAUAUUGAGAUUGUUGACGGACCAUGGCCGACUCGGAGCAACUGGAAGAGAAGCUUAAGAAACUUAUCGUUCGGCUGCAAAACGUAGAGCAAGGAAAGCAAUUGAAUGCUUUACUUCAAAUUUUGGAUGAUUUGAUUCAUCUCACCACGGAACAAAAUGCCUCAAGUUUAUUCGAAAAUAAGAACGUCCACAUGCCACUGUUGGUCGUUCUGGAAUCUUUUGUUGAUGUACCCAGUAUUCAACAGGCAGGCUGGUCUUUAUUCUGUAAACUGGUUGAGCUCUGCCCAGACACAAUUAACAAACUGGCUGCACCUCAAGAUGUGGGAAAGGACUGGGAUGUUCUUGGUGUGCACCAACAGAUCCUGAAUUUGUUGUGGACUUACAGUUCUGAUCCCACCAUUCUGUUGAUUGGCCUUGAGGUGUUAAUACUCCUUAUUCAAUCAGAUGAAAUUUCCUUAUUGCUCCGAGAUGAAGAAAUUGAUGUUUUUUCUGUGGUUAUUGAUGGGAUGCGCAGAUUUGCUGAAAUUUGUGAAAUCCAGAUGCAUGGAUGUCAAGUAUUGUACAGACUCUUAGAAAAAGUUUCAGAUGAACAGGUGCUUGAAUUUGUGGAAGUGGAAGAUCAUCUCGUCAUUCUCGAAGCCAUAAAAAACUUUACAGAACAUGAGGGUACGGUACUGAAUGCUCUGAGAGCUCUGCUUCCUUUGGCUGGUUCACAAAAUAAUGUGGAAAUUCUGAUGUCUGGACAUGAAAAAUGUUAUAGUCUGGUAAUGGAUGUAAUGAAAAGAUUUCCCAACAGUGAGGCAAUUCAUGAAAUUGGUUGCUGUUUAUUUCAGAGGUUUUCACUUGAUAAUUUUUACAGUAUUUUGGUUCUGAAUGGAGCACAUGAGAUGGUCAUUGAAGCAGUCGUGAAGUAUCCACUCAAUAGCACUUUGCAAACUGCAGCUUUGAGCAGUAUGGCUCUUUUAACUGAAACAAUAUUCGCAAAUAAGGCUCUUGGUGAACAAAAAGAUGAUCUCUGCUGGCUGGAGGUUUGCUCUAAAGCUUUGGAAUUGUACAAGGGGAACGCUAAGAUCCAGGAAGCAGCUUGUUGGGCUCUGAACAAUCUACUCGUGUAUCAGAAUAAUCUUCACGCAAAAAUUGGAGAUGAAGAAGCAUGCUAUCCAGUUCAUAGACAGGUGAUGGCAGCCAUGUUAUUACAUUCUGCAUCGAAGGAAGUGUUUCAGGCAGCCGCAAGUACACUGGCAACUUUGGCAGACCAAAGCAUACAAAUAAGGAAACUUCUGUUGGCAAAAGGGAUACAUAUCAACCUUUUAGAACAAAUGAAAAAGGAUUUGUAUUCAAGUCAUGUCUUGGAGAGUGCCUUCAAGUUACUUAAUAAGCUUUAUCUGGGGAGUAAUCUGAAUCUGGAUGUCAAGAAUUUAACCUUAAAUAGAAUAGCGAACACAUUGAAGAAUCAUGCAAACAAUUUUUCGGUACAGCUAGAGGCCCUUCAGGUUAUGUCACAUUUAACUUGCCCUGUAUCCAAGAUCAAUCUGAAAGAAGACCCUAUAAAUAUGGACGUGUCAGAAUCAAUGCAGAAAUUAAUUCACGAGCAGUGCUUGUUGGAGGGUUUACAUGAAUUGGUUCUUGAAACUUUGAACAAGUUCAUCCAGAGUCCAACAAUCCAACAGUGGGGCCUUCGAGUGCUGUGUUCUAUUACUGAUUGUUCAGACACAAAGGAACUGAUAAAACAUGGGGUUUUGGACACCAUAAUCUAUGCUUUGCAAAUGUAUGCACGUGAACGAGAAAUCCAGUAUCUGGGUCUGAAACUUUUGGAGGUUCUUAUUCCCGAGAAAGAUUUGCCUCAAACAUUUGGAGCAUUAUUGGCAAAUACUUUGAUGGAGACAUUGUGCCGAUAUGAAGAGGACAUGGAAGUGCAAAUACAGGGUUUUCAAGUUGUAUUGUCGUAUUUUGAGGCCGUACCAUCUGUUACUGAAGUUUUCUUCAAGGAAUGUAUUGACACAUUUAUUUUUCAUCAGAUGGUAAAAUGCAGAAACAGACAGCUACAGACCCUCCUCUGCAAGUGUUUAUCCAAGUUGGCCAUUAAUCGUGGAAUAAGAAAUCAGAUGCUUGAAAAUGCUUGCUCCGAAAAUAAUAUCAUGAUGGCAAAAUAUUUGAUCAUGUUGGAAGCUGAUGUCAAUCAAAAAUGUAAAAAUGAAUCAUUGAUUUACCAGGCUUGUGAGAAAAGGAGAAGCCCAUUUUUAGUGGAACUUUUGCUUAACAGUGGAGUACAUGAGCAAGAUAUUCAUAAAGCUUUAAAUGUCAGUAUUAAAAUGGGGGAUGACAAAAUCAUAAGCUUACUUUUAAGAAAACUUGGAUUGGAUCAAAACAAUAAGGCUAUUUGCUUGAGUGGACUUCAUCUGAGCAAGAUUGAAGCUGCUUGGUUACAUCGAUUGUUUCCUAAUGAAAAUACUUCACAUUCUACACAACAGCCAAUCACAGUUGCUUCCUAUGGACUUUGGCAAAGUGAAACAUCAGAAUCAACACCUUUGUUAAAUUCUGAACUUUGUUACUCUGGGGAAAUGUUGGAUAAGAGUAAUGAUUGUACUUUGUUGAUAAAUGUAUCAGCAACUGAUGGAAAAGAAAAUAGCAUCUUUGAUGACUUGGAGAGCGAAAGUGAUGUCCUGGUUCAGAAUGCAAAUUAUAACUUCUGUGCUGGAACAUACGAUGAAUCCACAGUUAAGAAGAGCCACUGCAACUUUCUGAGUGAACCUAACAAUGUCGAGAUUGCAGUUAAUUCAAGUGGGAGAGUGAUUUCUCAAAGAUCAGAUGGUGCACCGAAAAGACCCUCUUUUGGAAGUGGACAAGAUGAUUUGUUGCACGUUGGCUUUGACACAGAAUUCAUCAGGUCAUUGGAUCUUUCUGGAAAUGAAUUGGAUGAUCUAAGCUUCAUCGGUGAAAAAUGUAUUGCUGCACAAUUUGCGCGACUAGAAAAACUGGAUCUAAGACAAAAUAAAUUGAUGAAUUUCUCAGAGGAUUUGUGCUCUGUUCUCAAGUGUCUGACUGACAUAGACUUGAGCAAUAACAAGCUUACCUCCUUUCCUUCGUGCAUACUAGAAAUGCACUUCAUUAAAUUCCUUGAUAUCUCCAGAAAUAACAUUGGCUAUAUUCUGAACUUGAACUACAGAUGCCCAACUCUGAAAAAAUUAAACUUGUCUCAUAAUCAGCUCUCCUCUUUCCCAGAAUGUCUUGCUGAAGCUACAGAAAAACUAGAAGAAUUGUUACUUGAAGGAAACAAAAUUAGCACAAUCGUAUCUUCACUGUGUUUGACUGAACUUAAACUACUCGAUCUUAGUCAGAACUGCAUCUCCACUAUAAUGGAUACAUUCAUGACACAAUGCUCAAAGCUGGAAAUAUUCAGAGCCUCAGAGAAUCAGCUCAGUCUCUUGUGUGGUUUGCCAUCCAAAAUUACUACAAUUGAUCUGGCGAGCAAUAAUUUCAAUGAAGUUCCCGAAGCAGUUCUGAAGCUUCAGCACUUGAGGACUGUAAACCUAAGUUGCAAUAAAAUAUCAAAGCUUCCUGGGCCUGUUCAUUGGGAGUCUUCAAGUCUAAGGGAACUCGUAUUUAGCCAUAAUCAAAUCAGUAUUUUGGAUCUCAGUGAAGGAAUGAACAAAUGGUCAAGACUAGAAAAGUUGAAUCUUAAUAAUAACAACUUGAAGGAGCUACCUCCUCAGAUUGGCCUGCUAAAAAAUAUGACCUCUUUACUUGUGAGUCAUAACUCUGACUUGAGGUCCUUGCCAAAUGAAAUGGGAAAGCUGCAAAAGUUGUGGGAGCUUGAGUUACAAGGAUUGUUUCUGGAUUUGGAUUUGAAACGAGUUGGCAGCAAAACAAAAGAUAUUAUCAGAUUUCUGCAUCAGCGCCUGAAGAAAGCUGUGCCUUAUUACAGAAUGAACCUAAUGAUAAUGGGAAAUUCUGGAAGUGGUAAAACCACAUUGCUUCAGCAGCUGAUGAAAUGCAAGCGGUCCAAUUCUGAACCAGAGAAAUCCACAACUGGAAUUGAUAUUAAGGAAUGGUCAGUUCAUGUAAAAGGAAAAAUAGGGAAGAAAAAGGAAUACUUGUUGAAUGUCUGGGAUUUUGCAGGCCAAGAAGGGUUCUACAGCACAUUUCCUCACUUUAUGUCUCCACAUGCCCUGUACCUUGUUGUUUGUGAUCUGAGUAAAGGAGCUGAUGAGAUUGAUGCCGUCAGACACUGGCUUUUCAACAUAAAGGCCCAUGUCCCAUCUUGUCCAGUAAUUCUUGUUGGAACUCAUAUCGAUGUGACUGACGAAAAGUAUCGGCAAACCUGCAUUCCCAGAAUCAAGACAGAAUUCGUUCAGCAUCAUGAUUUCCCUUCUAUUCGUGAUUUCCAUUUUGUGGUGGCCACAGAAGAAUCCGAAUCUAUAUCAAAACUGCGAAGAGCUAUUAUUAGUGAAAUACAGACAUUUAAGAUUAGAGACCAACCUGUAUUGGGCCAGUUGGUCCCUCAGGUAUAUAUGGAGCUGGAAAAGAGGAUUAUACAAGAGCGAAAGAGUGUCCUGACGGAAUUUCCAGUAAUUCAUCAGCAGAGGCUGUUGGAAAUCAUUCAAGAGAAUCAGUUGCAGCUGGAUGAAAAUGAACUGCCCCAUGCUGUUCAUUUCCUCAAUGAUUCUGGUGUGCUGCUGCACUAUUGUGACCCUGCUCUUCAGUUACGGGAUCUUUAUUUUAUAGAUCCACAAUGGCUGUGUAAAACAAUUGCGCAGAUGGCGACUAUUAAAGCAUCAUGUUUUCCAAAGCAUCCUUCUGGUAUUAUAUAUCGAUCUGAUGUUGAGAAGUUUCUGUCACAAGAAAAUAAUUUUCCUCAAAAUUACAUACCUCAGUGCAUAAGACUUCUAGAAAAAUUUCAGAUUGCGUUGCCUUUUGGAGAAGAGCAAUUACUUAUUCCAAGCAGCUUACCUGAUCGGAGACCUGUAAUUGAACUUCCACACCGUGAAAACUCUGAAUUGAUUGUAAGGGUUUAUGAAAUGCCCUACUUUCCUAUGGAAUUCUGGUCUAGACUUAUUCACAGGCUGCUCGAGGUUUCAGCUUGUUUGCUUCGUAGACAUGAUGGAGAGAAGCCUCUACGUUCCAACAGGACAUAUUGGAGACAUGGAAUCUAUCUGAUCUGGUCACCAGAAGCCUAUUGCCUGGUAGACUCAGCUGCAUUGUACAAUAAACCAGAGAGUGUUCUCAAAGUAACUGUUCCAUGCUCCAAGAAAGGGUACAUUCUGCUGGGACAGAUUGUGGAUCACAUUGAUUCCCUGCUGGAAGAGUGGUUUCCAGGCCUAUUGGAGACUGAUAUAAAUGGUGAAGGAGGGACUCUUUUGAAGAAAUAUGCCAUGUACAGCUUUGAAAAUGGUCAAGAAUGCCAGCAGAUUCUACUGGAUGACUUGCUAGAUGUGGCAGAAAAAGGAGAUUUUUUGAUUUGUCCCACUGAUAGAAGCAACAAAGUUUCAAUUUCUCAAAUUGCCCCAGACAUUGUCCUGGUUGAUUUACCACAGAAUAUUCUACUGGAUAUUAACCAGCUUGAACUUGAACAAUCAUCUGAUUUUCUGUUGGGUGAUGGAGGGUUUGGAUCUGUAUACUAUGCAACUUACAGACAAAAAGAAGUGGCUGUUAAAAUAUUUAACAAGCAUGUUUCACAGAUGUUUCUACAUCGCCUUUUGAGACAAGAACUUGCAGUUCUUACUCAAUUGCUUCAUCCAAGUUUGAUUUCACUAUUUGCGGCUACCUUUCGGCCUCGGAUGUUGGUAAUGGAAUUGGCACCCAAGGGGUCCCUCGAUCUCUUACUUAACCAUGAGAAAGAACAACUUAAUCGAAAACUUCAACAUCGGAUAGCUCUACAUGUGGCUGAUGGCUUAAGAUACCUACAUUCUUCAAUGAUAAUAUAUCGAGAUAUGAAGCCUCAUAAUGUGCUACUGUUCAGCUUGAACCCUAAUUCUGCUAUAAUUGCCAAAAUUGCUGAUUAUGGCAUUGCUCAAUAUUGCUGUAGAAUGGGAAUCAAGAACUCUGAGGGGACACCAGGGUUUCGAGCACCAGAAAUUGCAAAAGGAAAUGUCAUCUACAAUCACCAGGCUGAUGUAUAUUCCUUUGGAUUACUUUUAUAUGAUAUCAUUACGAAUGGUAAAAGAAUCUCUGAUGGAAUGAAGUUUCCAAAUGAUUUUGAUGAGAUGGCAGUUCAGGGAAGAUUGCCAGAUCCAGUCAAAGAAUUAAGCUGUUCACCGUGGCCUGGUAUGCAGAAUUUAAUUGAUCAUUGUCUGAAACAAAAUGCCGAGGACAGGCCUACAGCUUCUCAGGUGUACGAGAGCCUGAACUCUGUGAAACUACUUUGUUUGAUGAGAAUAAUAACAGUACCCAGUAAUCUUGCAGCAGAAUGCAUGGUAGCUACCAACCCAAUUUCCAGAAAACCUAGUGUUUGGAUUGGCAGUGGAAAAAGAGAUAAAGCACAACUUUCAUCUUUGGAGCUAGAUGCUGAAGGCCAGACUCUUAUGGAUAUCGAGGAUAAUUGCAUAUUGUGUCUAGCAUUCAUAUGUGUGAUUGGUGAACAAAUUAACUGGGUUGUUGCUGGCACGCAGUCUGGACGUUUGUGGGUUGUCAGCGCAGAGGAUGUGCAAUCUAUUCAUCAACUCCGCAGGAUGUCUGAUUCCAUUACUUGUUUGUUCUUCACCAAUCAUUCCGAGAAUAGCAAAGAAGACAACUUGCUUCUGGUGGGGACAGCUGACGGGAAGCUUGCUGUUUUUAAGGAUAGCACAGUAAAGUAUCAAGAUGGUGCACCACUGAAGGUUGUUGAUAUAGGCGACAUCAGUACUCCUUUGGUGUGUUUGAGCACAUCAACCAUUUCAGGACAGAUGACCUUCUGGGCAGGUUGUGGAACAAAGAUUAUAUCACUCAACAGUGAUUUUACAGUUCAGAAGAUGAUGGAGACAAAAACUAGACCACUAAGACAACAGAAAUAUCAUAGUGGAAAUAUUAUCACAAUGGUGAUCGAUAAUUAUAUUUAUUUGGCAAAGAAGGGCAGCCAUGUUGUCGAAAUGUGGGACAAAAAUGUCGAUAAAAUGAGUCUAUCAAUUGACUGUGCUUCUAUUCUUGAGAAUGACGCCUAUUCUGCUAGAGUGAAAGCUCUUCAUCUUCAAAAAGCAGCAACCCUUUGGAUUGGAACAGGAGGGGGUGACAUCAUAUUGUUAGAUCUUUCCACUCAUCAACCCAUUUGUGUUAUGGAUAAAUUUUGCCACUCCAUUAGAAGUAUGGUGACAACACAAAUUGAACAGGAAAGCCAUUGCACUGUCUUGCUGAUCCUAGGAAAUGUCAUUAAAGAAUAUUUUGAAAACAACAAAUGGCAGAGAGAAUUGCAAUCACAGCUGUUUGUCUGGGAUAUGAACCUUCCUUAUGAAAUCCAGAACUUGAAGAAGCACAAUGAUACGAGAAGAGAAGUAACCAAGAAAAUGCGGACUUGAUCAUUGGAAAAAUUGCACAUGGGCAAAUACAUAUGAAUAUAUUUUUAAAUUAAUAGUGUUUUUAUAUGUAUUGAAAAUAUGAAGUGAUAAACCUAAUAUUUUGAUGUUCUAGUUAAACCAUAAAAGCCUGCUUUAAUAUUAAAGAGAUAUAUGAAUUAUUGCUGAUGAAAGAACAACAGUGUCUCCCUUGCUUGUCCCAUCAUGCAAAUCCUCUGCAACUCUACGCACUUUUGUUAUUGUGAUAUUUGUUUAAAUCUUUAGGUUUAUUUAGAAAUGUAUGUACUUUUUGGAAACUGUCCAAAGCCAAGUGAUUUACCAUCAUAAAAUAAUGCAGAGAAGGUGGGAAUUAUUUGAUGGUUACAUUAUCUAUGCUCUAAGUUCCAAACUGAAGGACGAUAUGAGAACACUGAAUUUUAGUGGGCACUGAAAACAAAAUCAUUUUGUUGCUAAAUUGGGAUUUGUGCCCAUCAAAUUGACUUAUUUAGAAUCAGGUUUAUCAUCACUGACAUACAGUAUGUCGUGAAAUUUGUUGUUUGCUGAAAUGUAGUAAGCUAUGAAUGUUCCUGAUCAGUUUUUGGGAAUGAUGCUUGGAGUUCGCUAGUGAGAUGACAAUAAUAAUCUUUGAGCUGCAUGCCAUAUACAGGCAUUUUUGAAACAAAAAGACAUGGGCAGCACUGUUCAUACUUGAUGCUGCACUGCACAUAGGAACAGAACAUUCAGAGAAGUCUCAGGAUUAGAAAAAGCUGAUUGUCAACUGUACAAAUUCCAACCAUGUCCACCAAAACUUGCCACCUGAAAUAUUGCUUGAGAUGAAACAACAAGACUUUGCCUUUAAACAGUAGGAUUGUCUAACAAUCCUUUAAUUGUACAAGUGGAAUCAUCUUUUAAAUAGAAAAUUCCUGACACGUCUGUUUUCUUCACUUGAAUGAAUUCUCUCUUCUGCUCUUGGAUUCCCUCUGCAGCAAUUAGUAUGUCCCCUAAUCUCCUUGUCCCACUACUGUUUUUCCUUCUUCCCUUUUCCCAUCCCAUGCUGCUCUCCCUGGCCCAUCCAUUCACCACGUGCUCCUUUUCUGCAUCCCUGCCAUGUCCUCUAUUUCCCAUCUGCAUUCAUGUACAAUACCAAACCUUUGUCAGUGCAUACAAAAACAUUUGCAGGUUUUGCCAUUAUAUCUGACUGCCAUCCCUUAAUGUUGGUUUAUUUUGUCCUGCCACUUUUUUUUUGGAUUCCCAUUCCAUGCAUCCUUUGGGUAGGGGGUACAAAAAGCCAAAAAAUUUAAAAAUAUAAAGUUUAAAUUUAAAAUAUUCUCAUAUUCUUAAGCCACCUCUCCCUUGGCAUUUUUUAUUUUGAACAGGUUGCAACUGAUUAUUUUUGCUAGCAGACCUCAUUCAAGUUUUCUGGAAGUGCUUUAAUAUUCUAAUUAUAAUUCCAAACUGUAUUACCGGCUUCUUUUAAAUUGCAGUAUAACUAAACAUACAUUGAAAUAUUUUUCUUAAAAGGAAAAUUGAAUUGCAAAUAGAAAUUUGCAAAAUAGAAUGAUGUGGAUUGAGAUUUUUCAGAAUAUCUAUAUUUUGGCUAGUUUUAAUUUUGUCACAAAAAGAAGAGAUCAGCUGUUGCUGAUUUAAUGUUAACAUUAGAGGUUUCUAUGUGUUGGAGUAAUAACUUAAUUCUCCCACAUAGGACAUUGACCUUUGCAGGUUUUUUAAUUCAAAGAAGCAGUUCAUGUUUUGGAUGUUGUUCUUCUAAGCAAAAGAACAGGGAGUAUGUGUGGCAAACAUAAGAAAAGGCAGUGCCCUCCUAAUUGUUCAUUGAAUCAUCGGUAAAUAGUAACAGUGAUUAAAGAGAUAAAAAUAAAUCCUUGUUGAGUAGGUAAUGGAUCAAAGAACUUCCUGAUUCAUAAGUACCAAUAUCCGUAGAUGUUGUUGGCUUGUUUACACAUACUUAUGAUUUUAGUAAGUCAUUCCAAGUUGCUUUGGAACUAUUUCUCAAAACAAACAAAGGUAUAAUUAAUUCCUUCUGGCAGAUCACUUAAUGUUACUUAAUAAGGUAUUAGAAUAUAAUAUUUACUAUGAUGACAACAUAUGAUAUCCUAUGAAUACUUACAAUGUAUAUGCAAUGUAAACAGGUAAUUUGCUGAUGUAAUUAACAUUUGUGGCCACAACCCUAUUGAACAUACAGUAAGUGUCCCCAGCCAUUGUUUUAACAUGUAUUGCAUAUAAUUUUUGAUAUCUCUCUAUUCUUCAAGAUGAAAACUAUGUGAUCCUUGAUAUCCUUCUGAACAGUCUCCAAUUUACUCCCACAUUCCAAGGAUACACAGGUUGGUAAGUUAAUUGGUCACUGUAAAUUGCCCCUAGUGUGUCAGUAAAGGGUAGAAUCUGGAGGAGUUGAUGUGAAAGUGGGGAAAAUAAAUCGUGAUCAAUGUAUGAUUAGUGUAAAUGGGUGCAUGAUGGUUGAAGUGGACUUGGUUGAAGGGCAUAUUUUGAUGUUGGAUGACUCUAAGAUUGUUGAUAUGCAUCUCCAUUAUGUUACCCAUUUUCUCCCCAGCCUUAAGCCACCAGCUGCUGAAGCCCUCAUAUAUACCCUUGUGACUUAGAAAAUCAACUAAUCCUGUGGAAUCUGAGUUGGUCUCUUGCAUUUCAUUCUGCAUAAGCCUGACUUCCUCCAAAACUCAGCAACUCAUAUCCUAAUAUUCACCAAGUCCUGUUCACCAAUCAUUUCUGUGCUUACUGACCUGCAUUGGCUCCAAAACAAAACUCUCAUUGUCUUGUUUGGAUUGGUCCUGAACUGCACCCCUCCCUAUCUCUGCAUGCAACUUGAUGAAAACGUUGCAUUCCUCGCUUGUCCCCUUUUGUUCAUCUCCAGCUCUCUUUGCCCACUAUUGGUACCUUGGGUUAAGCUGUUUAAGUUCUCUGAAAUUUAGUCCCAGACCUCAGGACAUUGGCAUAUCUCUCUUUCUUUGUAUCGCUUGUUAAAACCUAUCCCUUUGAGCAAUCUGUUUUAAAAGCCUGGCAAAUCUUGAAAUCCUAGAAAGAUCAAAAGCAAGUUCAUGAUCCACACUGUUGCAAUGUCAAUACAGAUCAGAUUCUCAAAACAGAGAAUAAGAAAUGUGCAAUGAGUUGCAAAUUUCUCGAACUUGUUGAUACAUGCUGGUUUGGCAUUUGCUGCUCACAAAUGGCAUCUUGCUCUUACCUUCCCAGUUAUUUUUCACAACAGCUUGGAUUUCCCCAUUAUACUUGAAUGCAGAGGAUCAGGUCUGGUAAUUGUUAGUGCAGUUCUGUGAUUUCUAAUGUUUUGACAAUCAUCUUUAGUGACCCCCCCCCCCCAAAAAGGGAACAAUUUAAUCCAUUCAAUCUUAUAGAACAUAGAAGACUACAGCACAGUACAGGCCCUUCGGCCCACAAUGUUGUGUCAACAUUUUAUCUUGCUCUAAGAUCUAUCUAACCCUUCCCUCCCACAUAGCCCCCUAUUUUUCUAUCAUUCAUCUGUCUAAUAGUUUCUUAAAUGUCCCUAAUGUAUCUGCCCCCACAACCUCUCCCAGCAGUGCGUUCCACUCACCCACCACUCUCUGUGUAAAAAAAAACUUACCCCUGACUACCCCUUAUACCAUCCUCCAAUCACCUUAAAAUUAUGUCCCCUCGUGUUAACCAUUGUCGCCCUGGGAAAAAGUCUUUGACUGUCCACUCGAUCUUUGCCUCUUAUCAUCUUGUCCACCUCUAUCAAGUCACCUCUCAUCCUCCUCCUCUCCAAAGAGAAAAGCCCUAGCUCACUCAUCCUAUCCUCAUAAGACAUGCUCUCCAAUCCAGGCAACAUCCUGGUAAAUCUCCUCUGCACCCUCUCUAAAGCUUCCACAUCCUUUCUAUAAUGAGGCGACCAGAACUGAACACAAUACUCCAAAUGUAGUCUGACCAGAGUUUUAUAGAGCUGCAACGUCACCUUGCGGCUCUUGAACUCAAUACCCCGACUGAUGAAGGCCAACACUCCAUACGCCUUUAUCGAUCUGCGUGGCAACCUUGAGGGAUCUAUGGAUGUGGACCCCAAGAUCCCUCUGUUCCUCCACACUGCUAAGAGUCCUGCCAUUAACCUUGUAUUCUGCCUUCGAAUUCGAUCUCCCAAAGUGUAUCACUUCACAUUUAUCUGGGUUGAACUCCAUCUGCCACUUCUCAGCCCAGGUCUGCAUUCUCUCAAUAUCCUGUUGUAAUCUACAGCAACCUUCUACACUAUCCACUACACCACCAACCCUUGUAUCAUCAGCAAACCUACUAACCCACCCUUCCACAUCCUCAUCCAAGUAAUUUAUAAAAAUCACAGAGCUGGGGUCCCAGAACAGAUCCCUGCAGAACACCACUGGUCACUGACCUCCAGGCAGAAUACGCUCCAUCUAUCAGCACCCUCUGUCUUCUAUGGGCGAGCCGAUUCUGAAUCCACACAGCCAAGUUUCCCUGGAUCCCAUGCCUCCUGACUUUCUGAAUAAGCCUUCCAUGAGGAACCUUAUCAAACGCCUUCCUAAAAUCCAUGUACGCCACAUCCACUGAUCUACCUUCAUCAAUGUGCUUUGUCACAUCCUCAAAGAAUUCAGUCAGGCUCGUGAGGCAUGACCUGCCCCUCACAAAGCCAUGCUGACUGUCCCUAAUCAGUCUAUACUUCUCCAAAUGCCCAUGAAUCCUGUCUCUAAGAAUCUUCUCCAGUGAUUUGCCCACCACUGAAGUAAGACUCACUGGUCUGUAAUUCCCAGGGUUAUCCCUACUUCCUUUCUUAAAGGAACAACGUUUGCCACCCUGCAAUCAUCCGGCACUACUCCUGUGGCUAGUGAGGACGCAAAGAUCAUCACCAAAGGCACAGCAAUCUCUUCCCUAGCUUCCCCUAAUAACCUUGGAUAUAUCCCGUCCAGCCCUGGUGCCUUAUCUAUCCUAAUGUUUUUCAAUAGUUCCAGCACAUCCUCUUUCCACACACCGACAUGCCCUAGCGUAUCAGUCUGUUGUACGCCAUCCUCACAAACGUCAAGGUCUCUCUCUCUGGUGAGUACCAAAGCAAAGUAUUCAUUAAGGACCUCCCCUACCCCUUUCGACUCCAGGCACAUGUUUCCUCUUUUAUCCCUGAUCGAUCCUACAUUCACUCUAGUCGUCCUCUUAUUCUUCAAAUACGUGUAGAAGGCCUUGGGGUUUUCCUUAAUCCUACUCGCCAAGGACUUCUCAUGCCCCCUUCUAGCUCUCCUAAGUCCAUUCUUAAGCUCCCUCCUGGCUACCUUGUAACUCUCCAGAGCCCUGUCUGAUCCAUGCUUUCUAAACCUUAGGUAAGCUUCAUUCUUCCUCUUGACAAGAUAUUCUACAUCUCGUGUCAACCAUGGUUCCUUCACUCCACUAUCCUUACUCUGCCUCAGUGGAUAAACUUAUCCAGAACCUCAUGCAAGUACUCCCUAAACAACCUCCACAUUUCCGCUGUGCAGUUCCGCAGGAACAUCUGUUCCCAAUUUACGCUCCCAAGUUCCUGCCUCAUUCCUGCACAUAGUAAAAACCAAUACUUCAAAAAAAAAUUGCCAUUUUAUGUCUUAAUCUAAUGAUUAUUUCUCUUGCAGUACAUAAUUCACUACCUCUAUUCCACUGUUCAAGAAAUAAUUAUCCUUAAUCAAUACAUUUCAUUGAUUAAGGAAGAUGCAACUUGUGGCACUCAUUGUCUAUUACCCUGAUAUGUUGUUAUCCUGCUUUGCUGGUUUCACCAAGAAGAUUUGGCCCCAUACAAUUUUUUGAUUCGGCACUCUCAUGAAGUGCAUUGGAAUGUUUUAUUGCAUUAAAAAUGCUAUAAUAUUGUU
This is a messenger RNA of Pristis pectinata (smalltooth sawfish), 14260 nucleotides long. It is a transcript of the gene lrrk2, whose product is annotated as leucine-rich repeat kinase 2. NCBI's taxonomy places the organism in Eukaryota, Metazoa, Chordata, Chondrichthyes, Rhinopristiformes, Pristidae. Gene Ontology annotation, molecular function: GTP binding; protein binding; protein kinase activity. Gene Ontology annotation, biological process: protein phosphorylation. The transcript is spliced from 51 exons. The record is from RefSeq and is a predicted model, not a curated record. The coding region runs from base 993 to 8456 and encodes 2487 amino acids.